Molecule: messenger RNA, 636 nt
Organism: Pleurotus ostreatus (oyster mushroom)
Lineage: Eukaryota; Fungi; Basidiomycota; Agaricomycetes; Agaricales; Pleurotaceae
Exons: 2
Coding region: 1-636 (211 amino acids)
Source: RefSeq, a predicted model, not a curated record
AUGCUGCCUGGCUUGGUCUCGAAUUCCCUUGCAGGGUACAAGUUCUCUAUUGAUGGAGUUCCUGUCGGCCAGUACAAACCCGGCGCAGACAAAACACUCGGUUAUGAUGUCCUGGUCUAUGCCAACACUACCUUAGAGAAUGUAGCCCACAACUUUACCAUCACUGUGGAUCUUGGGUUCUCGGUCUUACUAAUAUUUGACCGUGCUGUCUACACUAUAAUAACUGAUUCGGCCAACACACUCACAUCCACAAGGACCUCCACUACAGAUCUUCUCACGUCCUCUCAACCAACGUACACUGCGACUUCCAGCCCUCCCAGUAGUGUAGCCGCCCCAGAUGAGGCGAAUCCCUCAAAACCUCCUCGAAUCACUGCGCUCAUAGUGGGCGCUACUCUGGCAGGGAUAGCUGCCUUCAUCUUAAUCGGCACCCUAAUCUAUCAUCGCUGGUGGAAAGUAAAAAGAUCUGGACAACAACUGAUAAGCCAACAAUGGCGUCGCAGUAGAUUUCUUCUAUAUCCGAAGUCCUGGCCUCCUGCGUCCAGCGGACACGCCGACUUUGAAAAAGUCGACCAAACCCCAAUCCAGUCGCCGGUUCGUGGAUCGGCAAAUACCAGAUCGCAGGGCAGCUUAGUGUAG